Messenger RNA from Arabidopsis lyrata subsp. lyrata, 2398 nucleotides. RefSeq names its product transcription repressor KAN1. Lineage: Eukaryota; Viridiplantae; Streptophyta; Magnoliopsida; Brassicales; Brassicaceae. The record is from RefSeq and is a predicted model, not a curated record. Gene Ontology annotation, cellular component: nucleus. Gene Ontology annotation, biological process: regulation of DNA-templated transcription; abaxial cell fate specification. Gene Ontology annotation, molecular function: transcription cis-regulatory region binding. The transcript is spliced from 6 exons. Bases 641 to 1885 code for a protein of 414 amino acids.
UACUUGGUGAAAGGUGAAAAAGACAAAUAUAUAAAUACCAUCCCAAAACAAAUAAAAAGCUUCCAAUAUUUGGAAUAUAGCGAAUUACAAUAUUGCCCUUUCUCAACUAUCGUUUUCCAAGAUAUACUCUCGAGGAACAACAUCCCACACAUACAUACACAUACAUGUACAUGAACACACAUAUCUCUCUCUUACCUGUUUUUAAUUUUCCUGGAUUUAGUUUUAUUCCUUUUUUCUCUUCUGCCUUUGCUUCACAACACACAUACCUCUCUCUCUCUCUCUCUCUCUCUCUCUCUGCGUCUUACUUUGAGCAUGUUUGUUUCUUCAAGAAGAUCAUUACUCAACUUCUCUCUCUCUUCUUCUACUUCUUAUAAGCUUCUCUUCAACUUCAUCUCUUUCACUUUCUCCUUUCUUUGCGAGAUAUAGAGAGAGAAAGAGAACAAAAAAAAAUCAAAUCUUUCAGACACCCUUUUGACUUCUUUGCCCAAAGAAUCCCUCUGCUUUCUUUUUCUCUUCUCCUUAGAGAAAAUCAUUUUAAAUUCCGAAGCAAAUUAAACCCUCAAGAGAAAAAACAAAAGAAUAGUCAUCAUCAUCAUCAUCAACUUCAGUGGCAGCAAUAGCAAGAGAGGUUUCUUUAAUUAUGUCCAUGGAAGGAGUUUUUCUAGAGAAAACCAAAUCAAACACAACUACUACUCUCCCUGAUCUAUCUCUCCACAUCAGUCUCCCAGAUAUUCAUCAAUACCAUCACAAUGAAUCUUCCAAAGAAUCUUCAAGAAGAUCGUCCCAACCCGAACACAACAACCGAUCAUCGAACUUUGAACUCUCUUUAUCUCAUCAUAACCACCCAACCACAAGAAUCUUCCAUUGUCCUGAUCGAAGAACCCUUAAUCUUCCUCAUCAGCAGCAUUACUACAACCCUAUCAUUAAUGGUGGAAGUCUUCAUCAUCAAAGGGUCGAUGAAUCCGAGAUUAGUGAUCUCCACCGUCCAAUUAGAGGCAUCCCGGUCUAUCACAACCGUUCAUUCCCUUUCCACCAACAAAACUCUCCUUCUUCUUCUUUACCUUCUCUUGGAGGAGGAGACUUGGAUCAAAUCUCAAUCUUAAACUCAUCUUCCGGCUAUAACAACGCUUACCGAUCAUUACAAUCUUCCCCGAGGCUCAAAGGUGUUCCUUUGCAUCAUCAUCAUCAUCAUAAUCACUAUGGAUCAGUCGUUGGAUCUUCAGAUUCGUCUUCUCCUCAUCAUCACAACCAUCAUCAUCAUCAUCAUGGGAUGAUCAGAUCAAGAUUCUUGCCUAAGAUGCCGACAAAACGGAGCAUGAGAGCUCCAAGGAUGCGUUGGACAAGUAGCCUCCACGCGCGGUUUGUUCACGCUGUUGAGCUUCUAGGCGGUCAUGAAAGAGCAACUCCAAAGUCGGUUCUUGAGCUCAUGGAUGUAAAAGACUUAACUUUAGCUCAUGUGAAGAGCCAUUUGCAGAUGUAUCGAACUGUUAAGACCACUAACAAGCCUGCUGCUUCAUCUGAUGGGUCAGGCGAAGAAGAAAUGGGCAUAAAUGGAAACGAAGUUCAUCAUCAUCAAUCAUCGACGGAUCAAAGGGCACAAUCUGAUGAUACUUCUCUUCAUCAAGAAAUUGACAUUUCUUCCACACAACCUCGUUGGAGUAACUCUUCACGAGAGACAUGGCCAUCAAGUAAUAACUGCUCAAGCGACAUAGAUACAAUGAUCAGAACUUCAUCAACAUCGAUGAUCUCUCACUAUCAAAGAUCCAGCCUUCAAAAUCAGCAGGAGCAAAGGUCGAAUGAUCAAGCAAAGAGGUGUGGAGAUCUUAGUUGUAACAAUCCAAGUUUGGAGUUUACAUUAGGCAGACCAGAUUGGCACGAGAAAUGACUUUCUUGAUCGAUUUGGUUUUUAAUAUUUAUAUUGGCUUUUUUUGUUCUCUCUCUCCCUCUCUUUAUAUAUAUAUAUAUAUAUAUAUAUAUACUCAGAAGCAUGUAUGCAGUAUAUAUCCAUGUGAAGAUGAAAUUCUCAGCGUAAAAGAAAAAGAACACGUAGAGAGUCAAGCUGUUCAAGAGUGUUGAUUUUUGCACAGAGAGAGAGAGAGAGAGAGAGAUAAUCACUACCACAAGGAAGAAAUUUGGAGGUUCUUCUUCUCAAGUUCCAUUGAUGAUUUGAUUAUAAAGUGGAUGAUCAAUGUAUGAGUUUUUGUUUUGGGGGUUUUUUGUUUUCUGAGGUUGAUCUGGUGUGAUCAUAAGUUAUAUAAGAUCAUCAAAAUUUGGUGAAAGUUUGGAUUUUUUUUGAAAGCCUCUUGGUGGGCUAGAGGGUUUCAAGUGUCUGUUGGUUUUUGGCAGCUGGAAAUGUAGAGAGAGCGAGAGAUCUGAAUUGAGAUUUCAUAUGUAUACU